GUCUGAGUUGGAAUUCAGGAAUAUGGCCGGACCACCAUCUGGUGAAAUGCAACCUGGGAAACUUCAUGAAUUCAUUUUCAUACGAAAUGGAGAAAACAAGGGUGGAGCCCCCAAAGGACUAGGAGAAGAAGGAAGUUAAAAGGUGUUAAAUACUGAGGCCAGCUUGCCCUGGUCAGCCUAGAGAUCUGGCUUCCUAGUCAACAUGAAGGCUCUCCUUUUUCUGGGGCUUCUCCUCCUGUCCGUCACCGUCCAGGGCAAGAUCUUUCAAAGAUGUGAGCUGGCCAGAACUCUGAAAAAACUUGGGAUGGAUGGCUUUAAAGGUGUCAGCCUGGCGACCUGGAUGUGUGUGGCCAAAUGGGAAAGUGAUUAUAACACAAGGGCUACAAACUACAAUCCUGGAAGCCGAAGCACUGAUUAUGGGAUAUUUCAGAUUAAUAGCCGUUACUGGUGUAAUGAUGGCAAAACCCCCCGUGCAGAAAAUGCCUGUCAUGUAUCCUGCAGCGAGUUGCUGCAAGAUAACAUCAGUCAAGCUGUAAAAUGUGCAAAGAGGGUUGUCAGUGAUCCACAAGGCAUUAAAGCAUGGGUGGCGUGGAAAACACACUGUCGAAACAAAGAUGUCUCUCAGUAUGUUCGGAACUGUGGAGUGUAACUGUUGGAGUUUUCCUUCUUCAGCUCAUUCUAGGUCUUCUUCCUUUAAGGGAGUAGUGAUUGAGUGAAAGGUCACACUACCAUUCUUUCAAACAAUAACAUUUUUACAGAUGCAGGAGCAAAAUAUGGUCUUUAUUCUAAAAGGCUUGUUUACAAAUGUGUUUAUUAUUUGAUAGUCAUCCUGUAACAUUUUUCGGUUUGCUAAUAGAAAUAAUGCUGGUGAAAGCUUAUCUAAAAUCUUGCCUAUCAAAUACAUCUCCAGUACAUUCAGUUCUUAAAGAAAUAACCCAGACUUAAUCUUUAUUACUCCCCAGUAGUUUAUAAAAAUGUAACAGAAGAUUGUCUUACAACACAUUGAUCAUAGGCAAAAUUCUAGCUUCAUAGGCAUCUGAUGCCUUCAUCUGUUCAGGCAUCUCCAAAAACAGUAAAAACAAAAACAAAAUACACACACACACACACACACACACACACACAGAAAAAUAACAAAAACAAACCAAACCAAAACACUCUGUUGGACAAUAUCAAGUAAAAAUGCUAAAUGACAAAAACGAAAACAGCCUGAAUUAAGGAUUUUGCUUUUCUAAAGUGUCACCUUGGUUUAAAUGUUUUCUCAGAAAUGUUGCUUUCAUACUCCUUUAAAAAUAAAUUAACAAUUUAUGUGUCAAUCUAUUUUAGCCCUUUGAAGAAUUCUUCUGGGCACUUUUCUGAUUAUGAAGGAAUAUAAAGGACUAGAUGAGUUGUUACUGUUCUUUGAUUUUAUUAACUUAAAUUCAUGCAGAAUGAAUAAAUCCUGAAAUAAUUGCUGAUUAACCACAAAUGUGAAAUUAUGCAUGGUAUAAAAAAAUACAAACAUUAUCAUUAAA
Molecule: messenger RNA, 1511 nt
Organism: Neofelis nebulosa (Clouded leopard)
Lineage: Eukaryota; Metazoa; Chordata; Mammalia; Carnivora; Felidae
Gene: LYZ
Product: lysozyme
Exons: 5
Coding region: 203-649 (148 amino acids)
Biological process (GO): defense response to Gram-negative bacterium; defense response to Gram-positive bacterium
Molecular function (GO): lysozyme activity
Source: RefSeq, a predicted model, not a curated record